AUCAUAGGAGAUUCUGAAAAUCAAAUAAAGCAGCUAAUGAGAUGUCUUACUAUGAAUGUGGUGGGGUGGGUCUUAGACAGAAGAAGAGUGUUUGAAUUUGGCAAGAGAAGGACAGAGUGACAGGAAAGAGCAGGGACAACAGAACAUCAGGUAGGAAUUGGAAAACCAUUUGGUUUUAUGCUUUCAUUGUCUGAAUGAGAAGAAAUGUCCCCAGAGGUAAAUUGACUUUUCAAUGCCACAUAAGACUUAGUCCAUAGAGGCUGAGUUAGAGAAAGAUGAACAGAAUGAAGGCUGGUAACAAGGGGAAAAGUUGAAAGUCAGAAGUGGAGGAAAUGAGAAGCUGAACCAGUGCCUAGAGUUUAGGGAAGGAACACUUUUUUUUUUUUGUUUUGUUCUGUUGGUAGAACAAGGAAGUCAGAAUAGAGGUAGUAUGAAGUUUUAUUUCAAACAGAAGCCAAAGACAACCUUUCCUGAGAAAGAAAGAACAUCUGUAACUGAAAUGCUGCUUCUGCAAAUUCCAUUGCUAGCUGUUCUCCUCGCAGCUGGUGACAAUGAAGAUGCCUUCCAGGAGGAGAUCUCCUUCAAAAUUAUCCACAGCUCAUCCUUCUACAACCGUUCCUUGGUGAAAAGUCAAAACUCUGCUUGGUUGGAUGACUUGCAGACUCAUGGCUGGGACAGCAACUCUGGAAGAAUUAUUUUUCUGCGACCUUGGUCCAAGGGCAACUUUAGCAAGGAAGAGAUGAAAGAACUGGAAAAGUUUUUCCAUCUGUUGUUCUUUGACGUGCCUCUAAUAAUUCAAAGGCAUGCCAGUCAAUGGAAGUUUACAUAUCCCUUUGAGACUCAGAUAACAGGAGGCUGUGAGCUGCACCCUGGAGGAGCCAUAGUAGACUUCAGUCAAUUAGCUUAUCAAGGAUCAGAGCUCAUGUACUUCCAGGACAGUUCCUGGCUGCCAUCUGUAAAGAAUGAAAUCAGAGCUGAGACUGUAAGCAGACAUUUCAGUCAGUACCAUGUCUCCAACAAAAUAAUACGGAGGCUGCUCAGUGACACCUGCCCACGUUUCCUCUUGAGCAUCCUUGAUGCGGGGAAGGCAGAUCUCCAGAGAGAAGUGAAACCAGAGGCCUGGCUGUCCACUGGCCCCAAUCCCGGUCCUGACCGCCAGAUGCUGGUUUGCCAUGUCUCUGGCUUCCAUCCAAAGCCAAUUUGGGUCAAGUGGAUGCGAGGUGAACAGGUACAGCAGCGCACUCAACAGAGUGCCAUCUUGCCCAAUGCUGAUGGGACAUGGUACCUUCAGGUUUUCUUGGAGGUGGAAGCCACUGAGACAUCUGGCCUAUAUUGCCGGGUGAGACAUAGCAGCCUGGGAGGCCAGGACAUCCUCCUCUACUUGGAACACCAUCACAGCUCCAAGGGCUGGAUCAUCUUGGCAGUGAUGGUGCCCCUGGUGCUCCUGACAGCUCUUGCAUUUUGGCUUAGGAAGCGCUGGUCACACUGUGAGCCUCCUGCCAGGCUUCUUCCUUUGGAGUGAGAUGCCAGCAGCCCUGGGUUCCAGACAUAUUUAAACGCAGCAUGGCGACAAUGUCUGCUCAGCUCUCCAUGUACAACUUCGGUUGUUUAUGUUUUGUUAUUUUUAUAUUUAAUGAUCUGUUAUUAAUAUAAGCUCAAGGUAAUCUUGCAGGACUUGCUUUCUGACCUGGCUCAGAGAUAAAAACUCUUAUUUUAACCUGGAUAAAAUGAGAUCCUAGCCACGGCUACAUAUUGAAAAAUUGACGAAUCUCAGGCCCAUUUCGGCUGUCACUUCUUUUUGAGGAUCUUCCUUGAUUCACAA
Molecule: messenger RNA, 1822 nt
Organism: Pipistrellus kuhlii (Kuhl's pipistrelle)
Lineage: Eukaryota; Metazoa; Chordata; Mammalia; Chiroptera; Vespertilionidae
Product: T-cell surface glycoprotein CD1a-like
Exons: 6
Coding region: 431-1522 (363 amino acids)
Biological process (GO): positive regulation of T cell mediated cytotoxicity; immune response; antigen processing and presentation, endogenous lipid antigen via MHC class Ib
Cellular component (GO): external side of plasma membrane
Molecular function (GO): exogenous lipid antigen binding; lipopeptide binding; endogenous lipid antigen binding
Source: RefSeq, a predicted model, not a curated record